UCUCAUUUUCUGAUAGUGACGGAUUUUUUAUAUUUUAUUCUUUUGCUUCUCUCUAACGUCCGGCUUCUUCACUUCUCUACACAGCCCUCGCCUCUCGGCGAGAAAUUCCGGUCAAUGGAAUGUACGGUCACACAGUUCUGUCUACAAUACGCAUUGAAUUCGAUGAAUUCGAGUCUCCUCCUUCUUCAAAUCAGUACACCCUGUUGUUUCUUCUCUCUAGGAUCCACUCCGUCAUCGACUAUGAAGAGAGAGAGCUUCAUCCCAUAAAUGGGUUCUUACGCAGAGAUUCGUUUGAGGUAUAAUUACACUGUAACGUGAUUUGUAUACCAUUUUGGUUAGUACCACAUGCUUCAGAUCCAUUUGUUAUGCUCACUGGUGUUUUUGUAUAUAUGUGAAUACUUUUUUUUUACGGGUUUAGGAUUUCUUUUGAAGCGUUGAUUACUGAUUAGUUCUGAUUUGUGGUUGAUGAGGUUAAUGUAUACGUGAGUUGUACAGUAUAUGAUAGCUUAAUUAACGGGUCUAGGAUUUCUUUUGAAGCAAGGAUUAGUUUUGAUUUGUGGUCAAUGAGAAUAAUAAUGGGUGUAUAUUAUAUUGAUAGGAAUUUUUAUUAACUUAGGACUCUUUUGGAGCAAGGAUUGAUUUUUUAUUUUGAUUUUGAUUUUGAUUUUUGGUUAAUGAGAAUAAUAAUGGGUGUGUGUUGUAUAGUAUAUGAUAUGUUUUCUAAUGGGAUUAGUAUACUUUUGAAGCAAUGAUUAAUUCUUAUUCACAGUUAGUAUGGGUGUCUAUUUAAUUGCGUAUUUUUUAGUCUACGCGUAUAAAUUUUCAGGCUUUCAAGUAAGGUAAUGUUUGACUUUGAAGUUUGAAGCUAGGGUUUCUGUUGAUUCAAGCAAAGCGGUAAUUUGAUUUUGAAGCUUAUAAAAAGGGUCUGUUCUUUGAGUUGGAGGUUGGCUUUGUUUAGGGUGUUUGGUGAUUCUAGGUUUGGUAGGUUUAGGUUUCAAGAGACUUUGAUUCUGAUUGAGGGUUGAUUUUUGGCAAGUUUGUUAAGGUUUGAGAUACUCUGGGCUCUUGUGUGCGCUUGUGGCUUUGAACCUUCAAUGCUUCUCUAACGUCAAUUUUGGUAUAAAUUGUUUUUGAAGAUUUUCUGAUUUCUGACCUUGUUGGAGGCGAAGACAGUGAAUAGUAGUAACCAAGUUUAGCAAUGGACGAAGAUGCUAAUUCUUGGUUGAGGAGAGCAAAGUUUUCUCGUACUGUUCUUCAUCGUUCGAACUCUGCAAAGUUUGCCUCAAUUCCUUUCACCAUUUCACCAUUGAAGCAGAACUCGGGUGUGAAAUCUUGUUCUGGAACUCAUUCUGUUAAUUCAAAGUCAGGACCCCUUGUUGCAGAGAGUCACCGGGAUUCUGUUUUAAACAAGCAAAGAUCCGUAUCAGCUAUCCCUGAAACCAUAGUUCCUGAUGCAUUUAAGGACGCUCAGAAUGAGCAAAAGAGAUCCUCAACUCCACAUCCUCAAAGAAAAGAACCCGAUAAGGGAAUUAUUGGUAAGUUAUUCCACAAGGAUCCCCAAGAAAUCCGGGCACCAUAUUUAAAGUCGGCCUCACAUACCAGCUCCGUUGGGAAAUUCUCUUUGAUGAAAUUUCUUAAGACAAAGAUCCCGAAGGAGGAGUCAUGGACAAAAUAUUUUGACCACGGAGGACGACGAGUUAGCUCUGUGGAAAUGGCAGAUGAAUGGAUGGUUGAUCUCUCUGAUUUAUUUAUUGGGCUUAAAUUUGCACAUGGUGCAUAUAGUCAGAUUUAUCAUGGAAUAUACAAGGAUAAACCUGUUGCAGUGAAGAUUAUAAGGGUGCCAGAUGAUGACGAGAAUGGAGCACUGGCAGCACGGCUAGAGAAGCAAUUCAACAGAGAAGUCACUCUAUUGUCUCGUCUCCAUCAUCAAAAUGUCAUAAAGUUUGUAGCAGCAUCCAGAAAGCCACCAGUUUUUUGCGUCAUUACCGAAUAUCUCUCAGAGGGUUCAUUGAGAGGGUACCUUCACAAGCUUGAGCUUGAGAAAAAACCCAUUCCCUUGCAGAAAAUAAUCACAAUUGCUCAGGAAAUUGGUCGGGGAAUGGAAUACAUUCACUCACAAGGCAUCAUCCAUAGGGACCUCAAACCUGAGAAUAUUAUUAUUAACGAAGAAUUUCACCUGAAAAUUGCUGAUUUCGGAAUAGCUUGUGAGGAGGCUUACUGCGGUCCUUUGGCAGAUGACCCGGGUUCUUAUCGAUGGAUGGCACCUGAGAUGAUCAAACGGAAGUCCUAUGGGCGGAAGGUUGAUGUAUACAGCUUUGGACUCAUUUUACAGGAAAUGGUAGCUGGAACUAUUCCUUAUGGGGAUAUGACACCCAUCCAAGCUGCGUUUGCUGUGUCAAAUAAGAAUUUGAGACCAGCUAUCCCUGGGGAUUGUCCGCCUGCUAUGAGAGCUUUAAUUGAGCAAUGUUGGUGUUCGCAACCAGAAAAGAGGCCCGAGUUUUGGCAGAUUGUGAAGGUGUUAGAGAAAUUUCAGUCUUCGCUCGCCCCUGAUGGAACUCUAAAUCUGGUACUGGAUAAAAAGGGGCUUCUUCAUUGGAUUAAUCAAAAGCUUGGUCCGCAUACAUCUUAAUAAUCUGUACAGAUGAAAUGUAAUCCAGCGGCCUAGCGGUAUCGGUCUCUUACUUCCCAAAAGGAGGUUAGGGUUUAAAUCUCAAAAUAGACGUGUGUGUGUAUGUGUGAGUAUCAAUUAGGAAAAAAAAAAAUGUAAUCCACGUAAUUCUUUCUGAUGAUCUGGUUUUUUGUAGUUUCACCAUAUUACAAUGUAAUUGAAAGGGUUCAUUUUUUUCCAGAACUCUUUUAUAGUAUUGAAUGCUUCACUUUCAUA
Molecule: messenger RNA, 2884 nt
Organism: Cornus florida
Lineage: Eukaryota; Viridiplantae; Streptophyta; Magnoliopsida; Cornales; Cornaceae
Product: serine/threonine/tyrosine-protein kinase HT1-like
Exons: 3
Coding region: 1199-2629 (476 amino acids)
Biological process (GO): protein phosphorylation
Molecular function (GO): protein kinase activity; ATP binding
Source: RefSeq, a predicted model, not a curated record